Molecule: messenger RNA, 1542 nt
Organism: Ostrea edulis (European flat oyster)
Lineage: Eukaryota; Metazoa; Mollusca; Bivalvia; Ostreida; Ostreidae
Exons: 9
Coding region: 1-1296 (431 amino acids)
Source: RefSeq, a predicted model, not a curated record
AUGAUUCUUGGAUAUGGUGAAUUUCAUGAUACAUACCAAAUAUCCUUGCUUGGAUUGUGGACAACGGAAGUGGAAGAGACAAUUGCGACGAAUAUUUGGAAAUGUGUGGAUGAUGAAAACUGCAGAUUAAUUGGAGAGUUCCGGAAUGGAUCACAGAUUAUCUGUUCUUGUUACACGAAUUCCAAAGACAUUUUCUGUUCGCUCAUAUCCUGUCAAAACCAGACAGAAAACACAUCUUUCAUGAACAUAAGGUUGGAAUGUACAUAUCACUUAGCAGAUCCGGAAGACUCUAUCGUCUGUCCAGGCUGGCUUUCUAAUGAUACAGAAAUAAUUACUUUCCUACAAGUAAAGUCAAACCUUAAUCACAUAACGGAUCGUCAAACAGUCUUCUUCGAACAUGUGAUUGGAAAUCAAUGUGACUUAUUCAAUGUAUACUCUACCGAACAUGAGACUCAAUAUAAAACAUCAGGUGGCGUGAAUAGACGAAAUAGAAUAUCCAUCUCUCUGAAUGAUUCGGCACAUGGAAAAGGUUUUCAUUACAUCUUUGCCAAUUGCAGUAAUGACGGAGAUUGUCUUGUGUACUUUGCUAAGAGUCACCGCGACAGAAGAACAAUACUGUGCAUUUUUCUUUCCACAAAAUCGCAUUGUAUUACUUAUGAUUGUCACAGAGCGUCUUCCUCAGAAACCCAGGAUACUGAUCGUCAACAUGAUGUUAUUCUAUCCAUGAAAAAUCAGCCACGUUCAUUAGACUUACUGAAAACAUUCUGGCAAAACUGGAAGGUAGUGAUUGUACUUAUAUUUACUGGUGCUGCAAUAGUGAGUGGAAUCCUAGGAUUGCUUCUUGGUGUGUUGAUAUCAUAUAUGAAGAGCAAAAUCAGCAGAAUCAAAAACAGAGAGGAAACACCGUAUCGCUGUUCUGAAAUUUAUACGGAAAUCAACGAUACAACAGAAAACAAACAUCAAUGGAAAGAGGUGAAGGUUCAACCAUCUAUUGAUAGAGAAUCAAAACAAAUGCAGAAAAAUGAAUCGAAUGGUUCUUCCAUCCAUCAACAAUCAAGUGGAAUUGAUAUUGACCAUGAGUAUAGUCAUGUCUACAAUACACUGCAACCAAAUUACCGACCGAAAUGUUACCAAGAGAAACUUGUCAGUGUACGACAACACAUUGCCUGCGUAUCUGAUGUUCCAAAAAGCCUUUCACACAGAAAAUCUUUCAGUUUGGAUUCCUCUGAUAUUGAUAUGCACGAUUUUUCCAAAGAUGUCAGUGUUUCGAUUUCCUUGGAGACAAUCUCAUUGUAAGAUCUGAUUGUAAUCUUUUCUACGGAUAAAUCUUGUUUGCCUGAUCAAGGUGUGGGGAUCGCGGCGGGUGUGGCCGGUCGACUGGAUAGAUUUGCUCCUCAUAGGCACCCGAUUCCACCUCUGGUAUUAUCCAGGGGUUAAUGUCUGCCAAACUUUCUAUUUUUGUCUAUUGACAAUAAUAAUUUUCAUCCAUAUGUCAAUUCAUUAUAUCCCUGUGAGUUCGAAAUAAAAGACACCACAGAGUCA